Momordica charantia (bitter melon) is the source of this 2650-nucleotide messenger RNA. Its product is annotated as protein CLAVATA3 INSENSITIVE RECEPTOR KINASE 6. Gene Ontology annotation, molecular function: protein kinase activity; ATP binding. Gene Ontology annotation, biological process: protein phosphorylation. The record is from RefSeq and is a predicted model, not a curated record. Lineage: Eukaryota; Viridiplantae; Streptophyta; Magnoliopsida; Cucurbitales; Cucurbitaceae.
UCAAGGAAUGUUUUGAGUAACAGAGUGAAACAGCAAGCAGCUCUGCCAAUGUCGAUAUAUCUCACAAGUCAAAGCCAACUAACCAAGUUGGAAUUCAGGUCGAGUUUAGCCGUGUCGAAUCUUUUAGCUUACUUUAUGCCUAUCCCUCUUUAACAUCUAUCUUUCUUCAUCAGAUAAAGCUGUUAUUUUCCUUUUUUUUUUCUUUUCUUUUCUCAUCUGGUCAUUUGAUGAACCAGUAGCUGCUAGUUCAAUGGAAAUUAGGAGAGAGAAUGGGUUUUUGUUCUGUUUGGCUUUGCUUUCGUUAUGGGUUCCUGCAAGUGCUUCUUCAACACCCAAAGGUUCAAACCCUGAAGUUCAUGCUUUGAUGGGGAUCAAAGCUGCUUUGAAGGAUCCUCAUUCUGUUCUGGCUUGGGAUGAUGAUGCUGUGGAUCCAUGCACUUGGAAUUUAAUCACUUGCUCUUCUGGUGCAGAACCCAAAGUCAUUGGCAUAGGAGCUCCAAGCCAAAACUUAUCUGGUACACUCUCACCAAGUAUUGGAAAUUUGACAAACCUCCUAUUUUUGCUUCUUCAGAAUAACAAUAUAUCAGGAAAAAUUCCCAAUGAGAUUAGCAAGAUACCUAAACUACGCACACUUGAUCUUUCAAACAACUUGUUCUCUGGUGAAAUUCCCAGCUCAUUCUCCAACUUGAAAAGCCUCCAAUAUCUGAGACUCAACAAUAACACCUUCUCUGGGCCGAUCCCAUCAUCAUUGGCUAACAUGACUCAGCUUGCCUUGCUGGACCUAUCCUACAAUGAUUUGAGUGGUCCUGUGCCCAGACUGCUGGCUAAGACAUUUAACUUCACUGGAAACUCUUUGAUUUGUGCCCCUGGAACUAAUGAAGCAUGCUAUGGAACAUCUCCAUUGCCACUUUCUUUCGCUGUUACAAACGCUUCAUACUCGCAACCUCCUAAGAGACACAGAGGCCAGAGAAUUGCCUUAGUCAUUGGUCUUAGCUUGGGCUGCAUCGGUCUCUUAACCCUUGGAUAUGGUUUCUUUUUCUGGCGGAAGCAUAGGCACAACCAGCAAAUAUUCUUUGAAGCUAAUGAUCGGCAUCUUGAAGAACUGAGCCUUGGAAACAUAAAGAGGUUUCAGUUCAGAGAACUUCAGAAUGCCACUCACAAUUUCAGCAGUAAAAACUUGAUUGGAAAAGGUGGCUUUGGGAAUGUAUACAAAGGAUAUCUCCAAGAUGGCACCAUUAUAGCUGUCAAGAGGCUCAAAGAUGGGAAUGCCAUGAGAGGAGAGAUCCAGUUUCAGACUGAAGUUGAGAUGAUAAGCUUGGCAGUGCAUAGGAACCUCCUCAGGUUGUAUGGUUUCUGUAUUACAACAACAGAGAGGCUUUUGGUCUAUCCAUAUAUGUCCAAUGGCAGUGUUGCCACCCGUCUUAAAGCAAAACCAGCUCUGGAUUGGAGUACAAGGAAGAGAAUUGCCUUGGGAGCUGCUCGGGGCUUGUUAUACUUACAUGAACAGUGUGAUCCAAAAAUCAUUCACAGGGAUGUGAAGGCUGCAAAUAUAUUGCUUGAUGAUUUCUGUGAGGCAGUGGUGGGGGAUUUUGGGCUGGCAAAGCUGUUAGAUCACAGAGAUUCACAUGUCACAACUGCUGUGAGGGGAACUGUUGGGCACAUUGCACCAGAGUAUCUAUCAACUGGCCAAUCCUCAGAGAAAACAGAUGUUUUCGGGUUCGGAAUUCUACUCCUUGAGCUCAUAUCGGGUCAAAGAGCUCUUGAAUUUGGAAAAGUGGCAAACCAAAAAGGAGCAAUUCUGGACUGGGUAAAGAAGAUUCACCAAGAAAAGAAGCUUGAAAUGCUUGUUGACAAAGACUUGAAAAGCAAUUACGACCGAAUAGAACUUGAGGAAAUGGUUCAAGUAGCUCUCUUGUGCACCCAAUGUCAUCCCAGCCACAGGCCUAAAAUGUCUGAAGUGGUCAGGAUGCUUGAAGGAGAUGGGCUGGCAGAGAAAUGGGAAGCUUCCCAAAGAUCAGAUGCAAACAGGGGCAGAGCCAAUGAGUUCUCCACUUCAGAACGUUACUCUGAUCUUACUGACGACUCUUCAUUGUUUGCUCAAGCAAUAGAUCUCUCAGGACCCAGAUAGGAAAGACUUGCAAACUGGAAAAAAUAUUGAACUGGCCAAUGACCAGAAAAUGAGAUAUUCAUCAACUAAACUUCAUACAAUGAGCAGUAUGCUGGUGAACAUUCUCUAAUUAAGCGAACUCUGAACGGCAUCAUACUGGAAUUGGAGUUCUAAAGAUAGUAGCUAACUUCGUUGUGUUCUUGGAGAAUGAUCUACUUUUAGGUGUUUCUUUUUGUUUUUUUGGCUGCAUCCUAAGUCCUGAGCUUGUAAAUCUAAUUUUUAUGAGUCCUUUUCUAGCUUUGUUUUUCUUUAGUUCUCAGUUGAAAUGGCCAGUCAGACCCUUCCACACAAUUUGUAAAAUAACGUAAGUUAAAAACAACUUUGUAUCAUUGUACUAGCAAAUCUCUGAUAUAUUAGUGGUUUUUUUUCCUUUUCGGAGGUGGAGGGGGUAAUCAUAUAUUUGAACAAAGAUGGUCCCCUGCAAAUAAUUGGUUCCACUGUGAAUCACCUAAAUGGGAUUUGUGAUCAAUCCACUUUUCUUCA